GCUAAAAAAGAAGAGAAAUAAGUCAACCGAUUAAUUUCAUAACGAGUUUUAGACAACGAUCGGCUUUUUCUAAUAUGUGCAUUGCUAGAAAUAUUCAAAACUGAUCAUGACAUUCAAGUCGACAUCAAUAUAAGUCUUAAAAUUCAAAUUACAGCAAUAAUUUUCUUUGUUAAGUACUUCGUCAGUAUAAGGCUGCAUCCAUUUGCAUGUCACCAACCGGAUCAGAGUUGCAAACAUUCUGCUUCCAAGUCCCCAGCUCUAUCGCUUAUUCCAUACUACAGGCAGAGAGAACGAACCCGAACUUAGCUAAUUGUGUACCGGCUGGUGCUGUUCAUUAGCCAACAUUACGACGGGUGUAUAUAUAUAUAUAUGAAAUAUUUUGUUUACUCUGAGACGAAAUUGGUUUCGCUUAAGAAUCGUAAGAACUGCUCAGAUGCAAGACGAUGACAUUGCCAUUUCUGAAUUGGAAAUACAGUUCAACGAAGCCUCUCGUCGUGUUGUGGGAUUUGCUGCCAAACUCGAUUCCUUUAAUGCUCUUUACCUAUAUGCAAGAUACAAGCAAGCUACGGAAGGUCCGUGUACUACGGAUCGGCCGUCAAGAUGGUUCGAUGUUAAAAACAAACAAAAAUGGGACGCCUGGAAAGCUCUAGGAAAGGUUUCCAAGGAUUUGGCCAUGCAGGAGUACAUUGCCCUCGUGAAGAAGUUAGAUCCAGAAUUCAGUGAGGAAACCAAAUAUGGGGCCGAAGCAAGCAGAAGCAAAGAAAUUGGCGGCGGCUUUGGAAUUUCCGUUAGUACACCCCUAAACCAGGAAACGUGCAUCGAGGAUAGAUCGAAAACGGUCUUUGACUGGGCAAAGGAAGGCAAUGUGGAGUAUGUUGAAAAAUUGUUAGAUACCGACAGUUUGCCCGUCGACGAAGACGGUCUUACACCUUUGCAUUGGGCUUGCGACAGAGGGCAUCUAGCAUUAGUAGAGGCACUUCUCAAAAGGUUUCCCGAUCGAAUCAACGUCACGGAUCCGGCUCAGCAGACACCACUGCAUUACGAUAUCAUGAGGACUACCGAGAUACAAACACGAAAGUUGCACGAUGGCGUGAGAUUGGUUCCGAAGCGAAGAAAAAGUGGAUUAGCGUCCGAGAUCGGUACAAGCAAAUUCUUAACAAAACUCUCGAACACUUACAGUCAAACAAAGUGUAUUAACCCACUUGGAAAUUCUACUAUAUGCUUCACGAUACGCUUCUUCCAAACUACUGUGAGGAACUGGCGUUAGGCCCGGUUCCCUUUAAGCCUGUUUCAGCUAUUCCUGUUGCUUGCGUCCCAGUAAACAGCCUGAGAUCGUACUUACAAGGCUCCAAAAGGAAAGCUAUGGACGAUCUGGCUCGCCAGCCGAAGAAACAGCAGUGUUGGGAUUCUCCUGAUAAUACCAAUGGUGACCCAGGCCCUGUGGACAAACUUAUCAAUACCAUGAAAGUAAAAACGCAAAAUCUAGACGCCGUUCAGCAAAAACUUGCGAAAGACCGAAUCGCUGGGACGCUACGAGAACUGGAAAAAAAGUCCAAUCCCACUGCAAGAUGAGCAAUAGUCAGAAUGACAUGUUCUCGUAAAGAAGGCGUGUAAGAGUUUUGUACAUACCAUUGCUUGCCUAGUGUAUAUAUUUGAUGGCAAGCU
Messenger RNA from Varroa destructor (honeybee mite), 1665 nucleotides. Its product is annotated as acyl-CoA-binding domain-containing protein 6-like. Gene Ontology annotation, molecular function: fatty-acyl-CoA binding; protein binding. The record is from RefSeq and is a predicted model, not a curated record. NCBI's taxonomy places the organism in Eukaryota, Metazoa, Arthropoda, Arachnida, Mesostigmata, Varroidae.